This is a messenger RNA of Salmo salar (Atlantic salmon), 354 nucleotides long. The record is from RefSeq and is a predicted model, not a curated record. Lineage: Eukaryota; Metazoa; Chordata; Actinopteri; Salmoniformes; Salmonidae.
AUGCGCACGUGGGAGAAAUCGUUUGGCUGCCAUCUUUGCCGGGCCAGUUUCUCCCAGUUGUCCAACCUGAAGAGGCACCAGAGGGUCCACACAGGAGAGAAAUCCUACAGCUGUCUGCAGUGUGAGAAGAAGUUCUCCUGCCAGCACCGACUGCUGAGUGUUCAGACUAAAGCCAACAAGCUGUAUGCCUGCCCCACGUAUGGGAAGCGCUUUGCUGAGGCGAACUAUGUGAAGAGGCACCAGACUGUUCACACCAAGGAGAGGCCCUUCAAGUGCAAACUAUGUUACAAGAGCUUCUCCUUCCUGACUAACCUGACCAGACAUAGGAGUGUCCCCAACAGGGAGAAAUCGUAG